Messenger RNA from Microthlaspi erraticum, 1959 nucleotides. NCBI's taxonomy places the organism in Eukaryota, Viridiplantae, Streptophyta, Magnoliopsida, Brassicales, Brassicaceae. The record is from the annotation of a GenBank genome assembly.
AUGGCGGAUAUCGUCAAGCAAAUCCUAGCGAAGCCGAUUCAACUGUCUGACCAGGUGGUCAAAGCCGCUGACGAGGCUAGUUCCUUCAAGCAGGAAUGCGGCGAACUCAAGGCCAAGACCGAGAAGCUCGCCGGUCUUCUCCGUCAGGCUGCUCGCGCCAGCUCCGACCUCUACGAGCGACCCACUCGCCGGAUCAUCGAUGACACCGAGCAGAUGCUCGAGAAGGCUCUCUCCCUUGUCCUCAAGUGCCGAGCAAAUGGCCUCAUGAAGCGCGUCUUCACCAUCAUCCCCGCCGCCGCUUUCCGCAAGAUGUCUGCUCAGUUGGAGAACUCAAUCGGCGACGUUUCCUGGCUCCUCCGUGUUUCCGCUCCCGCCGAGGAUCGCGGCGACGCUGGCUACCUUGGUCUUCCACCAAUCGCCGCCAACGAGCCCAUCCUCUGCCUGAUCUGGGAGCAGAUUGCCAUCCUCUACACGGGAUCUCUGGAAGACCGCUCCGAUGCUGCCGCCUCGCUCGUAUCUCUGGCGCGUGACAACGAUCGCUACACGAAGCUUAUCAUCGAGGAGGGAGGUGUGGUGCCUCUCCUUAAACUGCUCAAGGAAGGGAAGCCCGAGGGGCAAGAGAACGCGGCGCGUGCCCUCGGGUUGCUUGGUCGAGACCCGGAGAGCGUGGAAUACAUGAUCCACGGCGGUGCGUGUUCGGUCUUUGGAAAAGUCCUCAAAGAAGGGCCGAUGAAGGUCCAGGCGAUGGUUGCGUGGGCCACGUCGGAGCUUGUUUCGAAUCACCCCAAGUGCCAAGACGUGUUCGCUCAGCACAAUGCGAUUCGGCUUCUCGUCGGCCACUUGGCGUUCGAAACGGUCCAAGAGCACAGCAAGUACAGCCAGUACGCCAUUGCCAACAGCAAAGCCACCUCCAUUCACCACGCGGUCGCUCUCGCCAAGGAGAACCCUAACUCCUCCACCACCGCCACUACCGCCGUGUCCAAGGGCUUGGAGGAGGAUCAGAGCUCCGUUCCACAUCCGACGGGGAAGCAAAUGCCGAAUCAGAUGCACAAUGUGGUGGUCAACACCAUGGCGGUUAGGGCCAACCCUCCGAAGAAGUCGAACAGCAACAGUGUGAGCCAGAAUAACGGAGCUAAGCCCAGUUGCAACCUACAGCAGCACCAGAACUCGACUUCCAAGACUCGAGAGCUUGAAGACUCAGCGACCAAGUGCCAGAUGAAGGCGAUGGCGGCGAGAGCGCUGUGGAAGCUGGCGAAAGGCAACUCCACCAUCUGCAAAAGCAUCACAGAGUCAAGAGCUCUCCUUUGUUUCGCAGUUCUGAUUGAAAAGGGCACCGAAGAGGUGAGAUACAACUCAGCUAUGGCGUUGAUGGAGAUCACGGCCGUCGCAGAGCAGGACGCUGACUUGAGACGCUCCGCAUUCAAGCCCAACUCUCCGGCCUGCAAGGCGGUGGUUGACCAGGUGCUAAGAAUCAUUGAAAUCGCGGAUUCGGAGCUGCUCAUCCCCUGCAUGAGAACCAUAGGGAACCUUGCAAGAACAUUCAGAGCAACCGAGACUCGGAUGAUUGGGCCUCUGGUGAAGCUUCUGGACGAACGAGAGCCCGAUGUGACAGGGGAAGCAGCGGUUGCACUCACCAAGUUCGCCUGCACGGAGAAUUACUUGCACAAAGAUCACUCGAGGAGCAUAAUAGAGGCUGGAGGGGGCAAACAUUUGGUUCAGCUGGCUUAUUUCGGAGAGAGUGGAGUUCAGAUUCCGGCGUUGGAGCUGCUGUGUUACAUAGCACUGAAUGUUCCGGACAGCGAACAGCUUGCCAAGGACGAGGUUCUGGCAGUGUUGGAGUGGGCUUCGAAGCAGUCGUGGGUUACACAGCUGGAGAGCUUAGAAGCUCUGUUGCAGGAGGCUAAGAGCAGACUGGAUCUUUACCAGUCAAGAGGAUCCAGGGGUUUUAACUUCAAUUGA